AAAGCUGCAUCUUUCUCUGGUGGGUCCUCAGUGAAGACUCAGUCUGAUGAUAAUGACCAGCCUGACCAUCAGGCUCACCAUGAGCUCGUCCUCUGGCCUGGCCUCUGCAACCAUCAUGGGCUACUUCCUCCGCCUGCUGCAGCUGCUCUCCACCUGCCUGGCCUUCUCGCUGGUGGCUACCACUGGCACUUGGAGGGAGACCAUAGGUAACUGGUCCAUGUUCAUCUGGUGCUUCUGCUUCGUUGUGACCCUCCUUACUUUCAUAGUUGAGUUAUGUGGGCUCCAGUUCCUCUGGCCCUUUUCCUGGGAUGACUUUCUCAUCAACUAUGCCUCCUACUCCACCCUCCUCUGCCUCUCGGCCUCCAUUAUUUACCCCACCACGUACCUCCAGAUCGUCCCUCGUGGCAGCUCCUGGAACCACGCCAUUGCUGCUACUGCCUUCUCCUGCCUCGCUUCUGUGACUUAUGCCACUGAAGUAGCCUGGAUCUAUGCCUGGCCCAGCCACAUCACCUGCUAUGUGCUCCCCAUGCCAGGACUGCUCAAGGGGCUAGAGAACUUCGUGGCCUGUGUCAUCUUUGGCUUCAUCAGCAAUACCUCCCUGUACCUGCACCAGCCGGCCCUGGUGUGGUGUGUGGCCGCGUAUUCCAUCUGCCUCUUCCUGGGGGCCGUGGCCCUCCUGCUGUAUCUGAGAGGCUAUAGCAACAAGUUGCCCAUUUGCUUCCCCAUUUUCCUGUUGGGGUUGGCCCUGUUCUCCAUCUCCCUCUACGCCAGCGCUCUGAUCCUAUGGCUGCUCUACCAGUUCGACAAGAAUUUUGGUGGCCAGCCCCAGCGGUCCAGUGAUGUGAGCUGCCGCCAUCUCUACUUGGUGUGCAUCUGGGACCAAAGACUGGUUGUAGCCAUCUUGACAGUGAUCAACCUGCUGAUUUACGUGGCUGACCUGGUGUACUGGGACCACUGGGUCAUUGUUAGGGACUGA
Bubalus bubalis (water buffalo) is the source of this 976-nucleotide messenger RNA. Its product is annotated as myeloid-associated differentiation marker-like. Lineage: Eukaryota; Metazoa; Chordata; Mammalia; Artiodactyla; Bovidae. The coding region runs from base 47 to 976 and encodes 309 amino acids. The record is from RefSeq and is a predicted model, not a curated record. The transcript has a single exon. Gene Ontology annotation, cellular component: cell-cell junction; plasma membrane.